Messenger RNA from Gastrolobium bilobum, 2708 nucleotides. Its product is annotated as G-type lectin S-receptor-like serine/threonine-protein kinase At2g19130. Gene Ontology annotation, molecular function: ATP binding; protein serine/threonine kinase activity. The transcript has a single exon. Gene Ontology annotation, biological process: recognition of pollen; protein phosphorylation. The coding region runs from base 70 to 2592 and encodes 840 amino acids. NCBI's taxonomy places the organism in Eukaryota, Viridiplantae, Streptophyta, Magnoliopsida, Fabales, Fabaceae. The record is from RefSeq and is a predicted model, not a curated record.
UCAUUGUCUGUUCCACUUGUACCAAAAUCCUAAGUCCUAAAAUAUCUGGUUUUUUUUUGUCUCUGGAAAAUGCUAAGUGGAGGCGCAGCCAUAUGCAACAUGAGGAAGACAUGGUUAUGGUUUUCUCUUCUCACCCUCUUCUUCUCUUUCCACACCUACCCUUCCCUUGCAGCACCUCUCACCACCAUCUCUGCAAACCAAUCUCUCUCAGGUGACCAAACUCUGCUAUCUCAAGGUGGGAUCUUUGAACUGGGUUUCUUCAAGCCAGGUAAUUCCUCUAACUACUACAUAGGCACGUGGUACAAAAAGGUCACUCAACAGACAAUUGUUUGGGUAGCUAACAGAGACCACCCUGUCUCUGACAAGAAUAAUGCCACGUUAACAUUAUCAGAUGGUAAUUUAGUUCUCUUAGAUGGGUCUUCAAAUCAAGUUUGGUCAACAAAUUUGAGUAUGAGUUCUCCUAGGCCAGGUUCUGUUGUAGCUGUACUCCUAGAUACUGGGAAUCUCAUCUUGAGAGAUAGGCCUAAUGAAACAUCAGAUUUUCUAUGGCAGAGUUUUGAUCAUCCAACAGAUACAUGGCUUCCAGGUGGCAAAAUUAAACUUGAUAAUAAAACAAAGAAGCCUCAAUAUCUCACUUCAUGGAAGAAUAAUCAAGAUCCUGCAACGGGUCUCUUUUCUCUUGAACUAGACCCUAAAGGAACCACUUCAUAUCUUAUUCUUUGGAAUAAAUCUGAAGAGUAUUGGACAAGUGGCCCUUGGAAUGGACACAUUUUCAGCCUGGUACCCGAAAUGAGGGCAAAUUAUAUAUACAAUUUCACAUUUGUGACAAACGAGAACGAGAGUUAUUUCACCUACUCCAUGUAUAACUCUUCCAUUAUAUCUCGGUUUGUUAUGGAUAUCUCGGGGCAGAUCAAGCAACUCUCGUGGUUGGAUAAUACUCAACAAUGGAAUUUGUUUUGGUCACAGCCAAGACGACAGUGUGAAGUUUAUGCUUUCUGCGGUGCAUUUGGGAGCUGCACUGAGUAUUCAAUGCCAUUCUGUAACUGUUUAACUGGUUUUCAGCCCAAGUCACAAUCUGACUGGGAUCUAGGGGAUCACUCAGGUGGGUGUAAGAGGAAAACCAAUUUGCAAUGCGGGAAUUCCAAUCCUUCUAAUAGGGAUAAGGAUAGGUUCUUAGCAAUCCCCAACAUGGCAUUACCUAAACAUGCACAAUCUGUGGGAUCAGGGAAUGUUGGGGAAUGUGAAUCAACCUGCUUGAACAACUGCUCCUGCAUUGCUUAUGCAUAUGGCAGUAAUGGGUGUUCAAUUUGGAAUGGAGACCUACUGAAUCUGCAACAACUAUCUUCAGAUGAUAGUAGAGGAGAAACUAUGUAUCUCAAACUUGCAGCAUCCGAGUUUCAUGAUGCUAAAAAGAGUAACGGGAAGAUUAUAGGUGUUGUUGUGGGGGCUGUUGUUGGCAUAGGUGUUGUCCUGGCCCUUCUUUUAUUUGUCAUGAUUAGGCGAAGGAGAAUGGUUGGAACAGGAAAGCCUGUGGAGGGUUCAUUGGUGGCAUUUGGGUACAGAGAUUUGCAAAAUGCAACAAAGAAUUUCUCUGAUAAAUUGGGAGGAGGAGGUUUUGGUUCUGUUUUCAAAGGAAUGUUGGGUGAUUCAAGUAUCAUAGCAGUGAAGAAGUUGGAAAGCAUUAGCCAAGGAGAGAAGCAGUUCCGAACAGAAGUUAGUACAAUAGGGACAAUACAACAUGUUAAUCUCGUUCGGCUUCGUGGAUUCUGCUCCGAAGGUGCCCAAAAGCUUCUGGUUUAUGAUUACAUGCCAAAUCGCUCCUUGGAAUUCCAUCUAUUCCAGAACAAGAACUCUGGGGUGUUGGAAUGGAAAAUGAGAUACCAAAUUGCUCUUGGAGUAGCAAGGGGAUUAACUUACCUCCAUGAGAAGUGCAGAGACUGUAUUAUACACUGCGAUGUAAAGCCAGAAAACAUUCUCUUAGAUGCUGAGUAUUGUCCAAAAGUUGCAGACUUUGGGCUUGCAAAGCUAAUUGGGAGGGAUUUCAGCAGGGUCCUCACAACCAUGAGAGGAACAAGAGGUUAUCUUGCACCAGAGUGGAUUUCUGGGGUGGCUAUCACAGCUAAAGCUGAUGUCUACAGCUAUGGAAUGAUGCUUUUUGAGUUUGUGUCAGGUAGGAGAAACUCUGAGCCUUCAGAAGAUGGCAAAGUUACGUUUUUUCCUACCUGCGCUGCAAACCUUGUUAUCCAAGGUGGCAGUGUCCUUAGCCUUUUGGACCCUUUGUUGCAGGGAAAUGCUGAUAUUGAAGAGGUCACUAGAAUAAUUAAAGUUGCUUCUUGGUGUGUCCAAGACAAUGAAACUCACCGGCCAACCAUGGGUCAGGUAGUUCAAAUUCUUGAGGGGAUCUUGGAGGUGACUUUGCCUCCAAUUCCAAGAUCCCUUCAAGUGUUUGGUGACAAUCAGGAGAACUUAGUUUUCUUCACAGACUCAAGCUCAACCCAGAGUUCACAGGUAAAGAGCAACGUCUCAACAAUCUCCUCCCAAGCCAAAAGCAACAUCUCAUCAGCAAGCUCCAAGUCCUCAGGAGGAAAUUAGAAACAAGUUUAGUUGUCUCUCUGUCUCUCUUUUUAUUUGUUACUGAUAAAACAAUAAGUCAUCUUCUGAUAUUUACGAAUAAUUGUAUUAUAUGGUUUGAAUCAUGAGAUUAUGUU